AUGGUUCUCUAUCAGCAGCUGGUGGGCUCGGCUACUCCCACGCGCUCGGCUCAGCAGCCUGCAAGGCCCACGCUGCACCAGGUCCUGGAGGGUCAGUUGACCGAGGAGGCGAUCUGCUUUCCCUCCAAAGUUCGACCAACAGCAUCGCGGCCGGCCUGGAGGCACACCAUCCGCAAGAACAGGUUCGAGUUCACUGAAGCGCUCGACCUGGGCGCCUUCGUCGAUCCGAGCAGCGCGCAAGACAAUCCGGUCACCGGCUACACGCUGGCGCUGGUGCUGGCCUAUGUUUCGUCGGCGCGGCGCACGCCACACGUUCACGCGUGGACCCAUCUGAGCGACGACGCCAGCCGGCCGUGCACCCAGCGGGAGGCCGUCGAGGGCAACUUUGGCGGCGCCGAAGAGGGAUCGGGGCGAGGGCCAGCGGCUGGUGCGGGGGCGGUGCCGGAGGAGCUCUCGGAGCUGGUGAAGGCGAGCUGGUCGUCGCCCUACCUCGCCCCGGAGCCAGUCCCGCCGCACAUCCUCAAGUGGUGGGCUGGAAUGAAAUAG
This is a messenger RNA of Acanthamoeba castellanii str. Neff, 546 nucleotides long. RefSeq lists its product as uncharacterized. NCBI's taxonomy places the organism in Eukaryota, Discosea, Longamoebia, Acanthamoebidae. The record is from RefSeq and is a predicted model, not a curated record. The transcript has 6 exons. The coding region runs from base 1 to 546 and encodes 181 amino acids.